Molecule: messenger RNA, 1381 nt
Organism: Apis cerana (Asiatic honeybee)
Lineage: Eukaryota; Metazoa; Arthropoda; Insecta; Hymenoptera; Apidae
Gene: Sou
Product: required for meiotic nuclear division 5 protein souji
Biological process (GO): proteasome-mediated ubiquitin-dependent protein catabolic process
Cellular component (GO): nucleus; GID complex; cytoplasm
Molecular function (GO): protein binding; ubiquitin protein ligase activity
Source: RefSeq, a predicted model, not a curated record
UAUAUUUAUGUGUAUGCGCACGAAGUAUACAUCUACAUGUGCAUAAAGCAAAAGUGACAAGUAGUGACGCGCUAUCACCAAGAAAAACAAUAAUGGAGGCGUGUAAUGUCGUUGAACGUGAAGUUGACAAGAUUUUAUUAAAAUUUGGAGUCGUAAACGAACAUGCAGAGACAGUACUGCAAGAUCUCAUAAAUCAUGUCGAAUCUUUAAAAAAGGAAUUUGCAGAAGCACCAUCCAAUCAUGAAUUAACACCAGGCCAAAUACAAAUAUUAAAAGAAACAAUGAAAAAGAUAUGUGAAACUGUGCAUCGUUUAACCACUGAACAUAGAGAGUUACAUGGUUCUGUUUCUAAAGUUGGAAAAGCAAUUGAUAGAAAUUUCACUGCAGAUUUUGCAAGUACAAGUAGAGAAGAUGUUUUUUCAGGCCCUGAAAAAUCACAUCUUCUAAAUCAAGUUAUUUGUCAACAUUUUUAUCGUCAUGGUAUGUUAGAUAUUGCAGCAGAAUUAGCAGCGGAAGCUGGAAUUAAAACAGAUGAAGGUACAAAAGAGCCAUUUACAGAAUUAAAUUAUAUAUUGGAUUGUUUAAAACAAAGAAAUUUGGAACCAGCUCUUGAUUGGGCAAAAAAACAUAGAGAGGCACUUUUAGCACAAAAUUCAUCUCUUGAAUUCAAGUUGCAUAGGUUACAUUUCAUAAGAUUGAUUCAACAAGGACCUAGUAAACAAACAGAAGCAAUAACUUAUGCCCGUCAAAAUCUUACACAAUAUGUUGAACGUCAUGGGAAAGAAGUACAAGCUUUAAUGGGCACGCUACUUUAUUUACCAAAUGGAAUACAAUCCUCCCCUUAUAGUCAUUUAUUAGAUCCCACUUUGUGGUUAGAUAUUCAUGAUGUAUUUACAAGGGAGGCUUGCACAUUAUUUGGUUUAAGUGUAGAUAGUCCUCUUUCAGUAUGUAUUAAUGCUGGUUGUACUGCAUUACCAACACUUCUGAAUAUUAAACAAGUUAUGCAACAAAGACAAGUAAAUACUGUUUGGAAUGGAAAAGAUGAGUUACCUAUUGAAAUAGAUCUUGGUAAAGAAGGUCGUUAUCAUUCUGUCUUUGCAUGCCCAAUUUUAAGGCAACAAAGUACAGAGAAUAAUCCACCAAUGAAAUUAGUCUGUGGACAUGUUAUUUCAAGAGAUGCGUUAAAUAAACUUACGAAUGCAAAUAAAUUAAAAUGUCCAUACUGUCCAGUAGAACAGAAUCCAGAAGAUGCUAGACUUAUAUAUUUUUAGAUUACUGUGAUAUAACAAAAUGAAUGAUCUGUAUAACUCUUAAGCUAAUGGAAAAGAUUAUAUAUAUAUACUUGGAUCAAUUUAUCGUAUGCCGCGAACAUUGAUGGUAA